Anoplophora glabripennis (Asian longhorned beetle) is the source of this 1435-nucleotide messenger RNA. RefSeq names its product glycoprotein 3-alpha-L-fucosyltransferase A. The record is from RefSeq and is a predicted model, not a curated record. Gene Ontology annotation, cellular component: membrane. The transcript is spliced from 5 exons. Lineage: Eukaryota; Metazoa; Arthropoda; Insecta; Coleoptera; Cerambycidae. The coding region runs from base 26 to 1342 and encodes 438 amino acids. Gene Ontology annotation, molecular function: alpha-(1->3)-fucosyltransferase activity.
UCCAGGUAAUGGAGUAUCCUUGAAAAUGCCUCCGCGACUGUCAGCGCGCAGGCUGUUCCUCGUGAUCCUGUUCUUCCUGGGAGUGUCUCUGCUGGUGUCGCUUCACCACAGGUUCUCAUGGGUCCCCAGCAGGACCACCCCCAUGCAGGCAAACCCGGAGCCAGACGACGAACUCGUCGUGAUGGCCUCUGUCCCAUCUAUCGUACAAAACUAUGAAAGAGUCAAUUCCGAAGAGACUGAGCCGACCGAGAAGCAGGGCAGGCCCUGGUUCAUGGCCGGUGGCACUGAAUAUCCCACCAACUACAAGGGGCCCCCUAGGUUGUUCCCCGAUCAAGCCGACGGAGACAGGGUGGUGGACCAGCUGAUGUACGUUCCAGAAGACUAUCAAGGAUACGAUACUCCAGAGAAAGUGAUCCUCGCUUACAACGGUCUAGGUCCUUGGGGACAGAAAUCAGGAUCUGCCAGUUUUCACGGUUGCCCUGUCAACAGAUGCACACUAACAGACGACAGGAGUAAAGCCGCCGACGCCGACGCCCUACUUUACAAGGACACCUUCAUACAUCCCGGGGUACCGCGACCCAUGAAACAGGUCUGGAUUAUGUAUUUCCUAGAAUGUCCAUAUCACACGCAAAGUAUUAAGUUUGCUGACGUAAUCAACUGGACUGCAACUUAUCGACGAGACAGUGACAUUGUGGCUCCAUACGAAAGAUGGACUUACCAUGAUCCACAGGUCCGUCAGAAGGUGCAGCCACGAGACUACGCCGCGAACAAGACAAGAAAAGUAGCUUGGUUCGUAUCGAACUGUGGUGCUAGAAACGGCCGUUUAGCGUAUGCCCGAGAACUUGCCAAAUACAUUCCAGUAGACAUCUAUGGCACCUGCGGGCCCCUCAAAUGUCCCAGGUCCGACAAGAAAUGCUUCGAGAUAUUAGAUCGCGAGUACAAGUUCUACCUGGCGUUCGAGAACUCGAACUGUCGGGACUACAUCACGGAGAAGUUCUAUGUGAACGGAUUGAGUCAGAACGUGCUUCCCAUCGUUAUGGGGGCUAGGCCGGAGGAUUACCAAAGAAGCGCUCCAGAAGGGUCUUAUAUCCAUGUGGACGAGUUCGCUGGUCCCGAAGAGUUAGCGGCUUACCUUCAUAGAUUAGACAAAGACAACGCGCUCUACAACUCCUACUUCAAGUGGAAGGGAACCGGGGAAUUCAUAAACACUUACUUCUGGUGCAGGCUGUGUGCCAUGUUGCAUUCCCCGGUCCUUCCCAGGCACUACGAGGACGUGAACGACUGGUGGAGAGGUCCGGGAGUGUGCACAUCAAAAUCUUGGCGCAACACUGAGUUCGUGUAGACGCACAUCGUACUUAUUUAAACUAAGUCAUUUUAUUGUUAAUUUGUUGUUAAGUGUAAAUUAUUAAUGAUAAUUUAUUAAGUUUUUAUUAUA